AUGCUGUCGAAAGCGCAGUCUUGCUUCCAGCUUCUGAGGAUAGGCUGCUCCUCCUCGCCUAGCUCUGCGGUGUCUGAGUCGGCCAGAGACUUGUACACGUUCAGGCCGGCUCUGACCCGCUCCGUGUUCCGCCUGGGUCGGAAGCCGGAGCUCUGCGACGUGACGCUGCAGUCCGCCCUGAUCUCCAGGGUCCACGCCGAGCUGCACACGGAGAGGGAGAAAGAGGGCGAGGUCGAGGAGGCCUGGAGGGUCUGCAUUAAGGACUGCAGCAGCCACGGCACUUGGGUGAACGAACUCCGCCUUCAGCGAGGAGUCCAGUGGGAGCUGUCGGAUGGGGACACACUCACGUUUGGAGUCCAGUCAGAUUCUGGAAGCCCCGAGUUCUACUUCCUUUUCCAAAAGGUUCUGGUUCGACCCUCGGAGUUUGAUGCCAUUACGGUCCCUAAGGCUGCCUCUUUCUCCUCUGACCUGAAGAGCAGGAUCAGAACCAAUUUGGACCCCAAAACGGAGACAAAUUUAGACCUCUCUACUUUGUCCAUAAACAGGACAACUGUAAUUUUGAACUCCAUUGGAAGCAUUAGUAAAAUGAGUGGGAGUUGGUGGACCUUCCAGAGGACUGAUAAUAAAGUAGACCCAAAUCCUAGCUCUUUAGCUCUGCCAUCCUUAGUCUCCCCAGUAACACCACCCCCCUUUUGCUCCACCGCCACCAUCUCUUCCUCAAUGUCUGUACCACCUUCUUCUAAAAGCCGACGUAAAUCUGCUCACACUGUCUUGCUUGAGGAUGACAGCUGCGAUGAAACGAUCAUGAAUGGAGCGACGGGUGAAGGAAAGAGGCCGAUUGCGAUGAAGAGAAGGCGGCUCUGCAAGUCCGAAUCGGAGGUUUUCCAUCUGCCGUCUAAAGUGGAGCACCAUGUGAACAAUCGGCUACUUUUCAAGUCGGACAUGCAUCAAAAUGGAUGCUCUCAUGGGUUGCAGUCCAAAGCAAAGCCGAAUAAUUUUUCUUCAGUUUCGGGCCAAAGAGGGGAGUUCAAUUUGAGCCUUAAAACAUAUUCAAAAGUGACUAUCUCACCUAAAGCCACUCGAGGGAGGAGGAGGGUCAACAGUUUCCCUGUUUGUUCCCCUCUAGUGGCGGGAAGGCAGAAUUACACCCUUACUUCUCCAUCCCUGACAUUUUGUGAGGUAGACAGACAAGAAAGUGGGACACUUUUUGGAGCGCAUGUCAGUAGUGGCAAACGUCGGGGAAGACCGAGGAAACAACCCCUGGGCCCCCAGCCAGCCCUCCGUUCUCCGUUCAUUUCCUCCUCCUCCUCUCGUCUGGAGGGAGAACGGGUGAGGGGAGACGAAACCUGCGCCUCUGGCCGCUGCCGCACGCCCCAGCAAGACACGGUGCAGUGGAUCCAGUGCGACGACUGCGAUGCGUGGUACCACAUCGACUGCAUUGAAUGCGACCCGCAGAGUCGCAUGCUGGACACCAGUGCGGACUUUCACUGCGGGUGCUGCUGA
Messenger RNA from Megalops cyprinoides (Indo-Pacific tarpon), 1503 nucleotides. RefSeq names its product transcription factor 19-like. NCBI's taxonomy places the organism in Eukaryota, Metazoa, Chordata, Actinopteri, Elopiformes, Megalopidae. Gene Ontology annotation, molecular function: protein binding. Bases 1 to 1503 code for a protein of 500 amino acids. Gene Ontology annotation, cellular component: nucleus. The transcript has 3 exons. The record is from RefSeq and is a predicted model, not a curated record. Gene Ontology annotation, biological process: regulation of gene expression.